This is a messenger RNA of Rubroshorea leprosula, 2232 nucleotides long. NCBI's taxonomy places the organism in Eukaryota, Viridiplantae, Streptophyta, Magnoliopsida, Malvales, Dipterocarpaceae. The record is from the annotation of a GenBank genome assembly.
CAUUCAUUUGGCCAUCAUUCCAUUCUCUCAAACCUAGUUUUUUCACUUCUUUUGUGUGAAAGAGAGGAAACGUGAGAGCUCAGAGUUCUCUGCAGGUUCUCCCAAACACUUCAAACAACCAUGGCUUCUCCAGCCUCAGAACCCACCAUGGUUUUGGAAAUGUUCGACCUUGAGAAACAUGGCUCCACUGAAAGGGUUCAGUGGGUGCUGAAUACCCCCAAGCCGCCAGGUCUAGGCCGUGAGCUCAUAGAAACUGCUUUUCCUCGUGGAAACAACAUUCCACCUCUUAGCAAACAGUCUGCGAGGAAACGCAUAGUUUCUGUCUUGCAGGCAACAUUUCCCAUACUCUCUUGGGGUAGAAAAUACAAGGCGGUCAAAUUCAAGAACGACUUAAUGGCGGGCCUAACUCUUGCAAGCCUCUGCAUUCCUCAAAGUAUUGGAUAUGCAACAUUGGCAAAGCUCGAUCCUCAAUAUGGCCUCUACACUAGUGUUAUCCCACCUCUCAUUUAUGCUGUGAUGGGAACUUCAAGAGAGAUAGCCAUUGGACCAGUCGCUGUGAUUUCGCUGCUUUUGUCUUCAAUGGUACAGAAAAUAGAAGAUCCUGUUGCUAAUCCUGUUGGUUACCAGAAACUUGUGAUAACUACAACUUUCUUUGCGGGUGCCUUUCAAGCUGUUUUCGGAAUAUUCAGGUCUGGUUUCCUUGUGGAUUUUCUCUCACAUGCUGCAAUCGUUGGGUUCAUGGGAGGAGCAGCCGUUGUCAUUGGUCUUCAACAGCUGAAAGGGCUUCUUGGGAUCAAUCACUUUACAAACAAGACUGAUGUUAUUUCUGUGAUCAAAGCUGUGUGGAGAUCGUUUGAGCAUCCUUGGAACCCUUACAAUUUCAUUCUUGGUUGUUCAUUCCUCUGUUUCAUCCUAAUCACUAGAUUUAUGGGUCGGAGAAACAGGAAACUCUUUUGGCUGCCAGCCAUUGCUCCUCUGAUAUCUGUCAUCUUAGCAACUCUCAUUGUCUUCCUGACAAGAGCUGAUGAACAUGGAGUUAAGAUAGUGAAACACAUCAAAGGAGGCUUGAAUCCGAGUUCAGUGCACCAGCUGCAGUUCAAAGGGCCACAUGUAGGAGAAGUAGCCAAGACUGGUUUGAUUGUUGCUAUGGUAGCGCUGACGGAAGCAAUUGCUGUUGGUCGGUCUUUUGCCUCUGUAAAUGGAUACCACCUUGAUGGGAACAAGGAAAUGGUAGCCAUGGGAGUCAUGAACAUUAUAGGCUCUUUCACCUCCUGCUAUGUUGCCACUGGUUCAUUCUCGCGAACGGCUGUGAAUUACACUGCAGGAUGUGAAACAGCAGUGUCAAACAUAGUGAUGGCUGUUACAGUUCUAAUAUCAUUGGAGCUAUUGACAAGGCUAUUGUAUUACACUCCAGUGGCAAUUCUUGCUUCAAUCAUUCUCUCUGCUCUUCCUGGCCUCAUUGACGUCAAUGAAGCUUACAACAUUUGGAAGGUUGAUAAGCUCGAUUUCCUUGCUUGCGUUGGAGCCUUUUUUGGAGUCCUCUUUGCAUCUGUGGAGAUUGGUCUUCUUAUCGCGGUAACAAUUUCCUUUGCAAAGAUAAUUCUCAUCUCAAUCAGACCAGGAACUGAAUUUCUCGGGAAGCUUCCGGGAACGGAUAUUUAUAGUGAUGUAGAUCAGUAUCCUAUGGCGGUUAAAACUCCUGGGGUCUUAAUUUUGCGUCUCAAGUCUGCAUUGCUUUGCUUUGCAAAUGCAAAUUUUGUUAGAGAAAGGAUUAUGAAAUGGGUAGAGCAAGGUGACACCAAGACCAACUCAGAAAAGGCUAUUCAACUUGUAAUUCUGGACCUCUCGAGCUUGAUGGACAUAGAUACAUCAGGAAUUGCUUCUUUGGUGGAACUGUACUAGAAUCUUGAUUCCAGUGGGAUGAAGAUGGCCAUUGGAAAUCCCAGGUGGCAAGUGAUUCACAAGUUGAAGAUGGCCGGCUUUGUGGACACAUUCGGAGGAGGAAGGGUCUUUCUAAGUGUAGGAGAAGCUGUGGAUGCAUUUAAAUAAAUUCUCCUCCUCAAAGUCUUCUUUAUCGGUAUGCACGAAAUGGGUUGCAUAAUUAACUAAAGAAUAAAGGCUCCUUUCCUCCCAACGGAUCAAUGGGGAAAGGAGUAAGAAUAUUAUCUAGAUGUAGAUUUGAAGUAUAUAUUAUGAGGCUUGAACUUGUUGUAUUCCUAAAUAAGAGAAGGC